CGUUUCGAAUUAUAUACAACUUGCGCGAGGCAACGGAAAAUCUGAUCAGUUUUCGUUCUUUAACUCUUAUCAAGAAUCAAUUGUUUCAAUGGUAUCAAAACGCUAAGUUUAAAAAGUUCAACGCGUUAUUUGAAAAAAACUAUACUUUUGUUUCAGCUAUUAAUUGUUGCAAACAAAAAUUUUAAAUUAUAUCAAAAAAUUUAAUAAACAAGAAUUAGUAUAUAUCAAUUUUCCAACAUUUAUGACACCUUCUCUAAACAUUAUUAAUUGUGUUGUGCUCCUGCGAUGGCACCAUUUUCUAUUCCUACUCCUCAUAUUGUACCUCUGGAUUUAACGUCAUUUGGUGCACCAAAAAGUCUUAGUACAAAUACAAAAAUUGAGCUUUUUUGUGAAACUUGCAUAAAUCAUGAAAUAUUUUAUACUCUUGAUGGAACAAAACCUCAACCGUAUGCAGGUAUUGUACAAGGUAAUGAGACGAUCAAAUAUGUAGCACCUUUCUCGUUACCUGCUGGAAAAAUAACUGUGCGUGCCAUAGCUAUACAUGCCAAAAUGCAUUCUAUGUUUAGCAAUGUGAUAACAAAAAAUUUCAAAGUUGUGAAAGCAGAAGAAAGACAUUCUUCAACAAAAUUUGAAAAGAAUAAAGAUAAAGGAAAGGCUAAUGAACCUGCAAGUUUGAAUGAACCCAGUACUUCAAAUGAUAUUGUAGAUGAAGUUUCUGAUCAUAUAAGUGAUGAUAAUACCCAUAAUUCUCAAAAAAGUUUGUCCAACGGGAUCUUGCGUUCUUCAAAUCUUGGAGUAAAUAUUGAAUUAUCUGAUGAGGAGGAACUACUAAAUAACAGUCAUAACUCUUCCCAGGAUACAAGCAGUAUUGGUGAAAGUUUAGACGAGGAUAAAACAUUAUUUGAAAAUGAAAACGUUCUUCUACUAGAAGAAAAUUCCUCUAAAGAAAUUAAAAAUUCAACAUUUUUUCUUGGAAAUGAAGAUGUUGUUCCAGAUUUUUCAAUUGGUGCUGGUGGAUUGAAUGAUAAAGGUGACCUUAUUCUGCUUGGAACCAGUGAUUUAAACAGCAGUUUAUAUUCUUGUAAAAAAUGUGAAAAGGACUCCGAGAUUUGCACUGUUUGUCAAGAGAGGAACACAUUGUCAGCCAAACACUGCAUUUACUGUGGGCAAAGAUUAAAGAAAAUAUGCAGUCUCUGUAAAGAAGAUAAUCCUAUGAUUUCAAAGUUUUGCCAGUAUUGUGGUCAUAAGUUAUAUGUAGAUGGCAAUGAAACACCAGAGAUCAAUUUGCCUAAACUUGAUGAAACACCUCUUAUUAAGAAGAAAAGUGUUGGAGUUCAAAGUUCUGUAGCUUCCAUUGAGAAAUAUGUCCAAUUUUCUCCAACAAAAGUGAAAAACCCUUUAUCACCUGUCCUUAAGCAAUUACCUCCUCAUAGUCCUGGGCGAGGAUAUUGGCAUCAGCAGUUAGAUUUUAUAUGCAAUAAUUUAAAGAGUCAUGCCUAUAAUGACAUCGAGUUUCGUAAGUCAAUUAGUAGACCCAUGUUAAGUUCCUUUCAAUCUGCAAAUGUAAUUGAGAAUGACGAUAACAUUGUUGUUACCCUAACUUUUUUGCCCUUUAACAAUGGAAAGCAAAAUAAUUCUGUUGGGUAGCACUUCAUCAUUAAAGCAUGUGUGACUGAUUUUAAAGUUAUGAUUGCCAUAAAUAUAUACAUUUGUAAAAAUACCAAUUGCUCACUUUACAUUAAGUUAAUAUUUAUAAAGCCAUAAUUUAUCUAUUGUUUACUAGUCAGAAUAUGGUAGUUAAUUGUUUUUUAUAACAUUUAUAGUAUUAUUUUAGUGAAUGUUUUGUUUUUUUGUAUUUAAGCAUUUCUUUUUUGAAUGUACAAAUACUUUUUUGAAUGUACAAAUACUUUUUAAUGAUUACAAAUAUAUGUAUUAUGGUUACUAGCUAGUGAACUUAUGCUUUUUUCCAACUGUGUUACUUUGGUUAAAUGGAUGCACUGAAAUACUGUUAAUGAUUCAAGAUGCUCUAAGAUAUUAGGGGUUUUGGUUGUUACAGAUAAUUGUAUUUUUUUCUACAGUAUUGAGUAGGCAUGAUCAGUAACUAAACUUUAAAAUGGCUGUCUUACUUACUUUUUUUUUUUUUUUAAAGGAAUAGAUGUAUGAAUAUUCUUCACACUAUGAAAUCUUGAUUUUGUUUCUGAAGAAUAAAAUGCUUUUAAAAUACAAUUAUUGGUGUAUUAUUAA
Molecule: messenger RNA, 2244 nt
Organism: Parasteatoda tepidariorum (common house spider)
Lineage: Eukaryota; Metazoa; Arthropoda; Arachnida; Araneae; Theridiidae
Source: RefSeq, a predicted model, not a curated record